CUCUCUCUCUCUCUCUCUCUCUCUCUCUCUCUCUCUGUUCCGACUCUAUUUCUAUUCCUCUUUGUAAAUAUCUUUAUUUACGAUUCCGAUGCUUGAGUGCGGUUACCCCAAUCUCUGCAAAUGUUUGUUUCGAUUAGUAAUAGAGAUUUGGAAUUCAAAACUUUUUGGAUUUCAAUGGGUUUCUUCUGAUUUUGGUGAUUGAAUCUGGAUGUCUCAUGUUGGUUCCUGAAUGUUAUUCAUUGACCCCCUUGUUCGUUUAGGUUGUGGAGAAUUUUCGGGGAAAAUGGAACAGACCCAGAAAUUUAUAGCAUGCUUUUGACUUUUUCUUCUUUGCUUUCUAUUUCAAUAACUAUAGGUGCCCAUGGAAGCUGAAGGUUGUGUCUGGUUUAUUAUUUUCACCAUUUCGAGUUGAUCCUGAAACUGUGGAUGAAGUAAAGAAGGACCCUCCUCUUUGCGCGUGUCCCGUCCUCUUCUCCAAUUCUCCACUAUCACAAAAGCCCUGUAUCACCUAUACCGAUCUCUUCCUCUUUGCACUGUAAAAGAGAAUGGAGGUCAAGCUUUGGAGCGACAAGCGCGAGAGAGAAAUGUACGAGAACUUUGCGGAGCUCUAUGCCAUUAUCAAGGCGACUGAGAAGCUUGAGAAGGCCUAUGUUCGAGAUGUAAUCUCAUCUCAGGAAUAUGAAGUAGAAUGCCAGAAGCUAAUAGCCCAUUUCAAAACUUUGGCAUCUACCCUCAAGGAUACCGUGCCAAACAUUGAGAGAUUUGCCGACACAUACAAGAUGGAUUGCCCGGCGGCUAUCAACCGCCUUGUGGUAUCCGGAGUCCCUGCAACCGUUGAGUACCGGGCGGCUGCUGCUUCCUCUGCGUCUACCUCUGCUGCCAUUGUUGCAGAGUGUGUGCAAAAUUUUAUAACAGCCAUGGAUUCCUUGAAGCUUAACAUGGUGGCUGUGGAUCAGGUCCAUCCUUUACUCUCAGACCUUUACGGUUCACUGAAUAAGUUGAGCAUUUUGCCAUCGGACUUUGAAGGGAAGACCAAGAUGAAAGAAUGGAUUGCAAGGUUAGCUAAGAUGGGAGCAGCAGAUGAGUUGACAGAGCAGCAAGCUCGGCAGCUUCACUUUGAUCUUGAGUCUUCUUACAAUUCCUUUAUGGCAGCUCUACCCAAUGCUGGUACAUGAUUGAGUGGGGGAUGCUUGUAAAUAAUGUUGAAAUUUCCUUUUGUUCUGGUGGGCUUAUAAUUUUUUUUUUUGGGUUUAUUACUAUUCUUGUUUUUGUUUAUUGGAGAGCAAUCGGCUAUUUGGUGAUAGCUUAUACAUUCUAAAGGCUGAAUAUUGCCAUUAUGUGGCACUAUGCUGAUCAUUAAUGCUUGCUCUCAUAGUAUGAACGAGCUCUAAACUUCUCCUUCGUCCUUGUACCGUUUGGUUUGAGUUUCCAAGUACUUUUGCGAAGGGUUGGAGAACA
Prosopis cineraria is the source of this 1458-nucleotide messenger RNA. RefSeq names its product vacuolar protein sorting-associated protein 28 homolog 2. Gene Ontology annotation, molecular function: protein-containing complex binding. The transcript is spliced from 2 exons. The coding region runs from base 546 to 1175 and encodes 209 amino acids. Gene Ontology annotation, biological process: protein transport to vacuole involved in ubiquitin-dependent protein catabolic process via the multivesicular body sorting pathway. NCBI's taxonomy places the organism in Eukaryota, Viridiplantae, Streptophyta, Magnoliopsida, Fabales, Fabaceae. The record is from RefSeq and is a predicted model, not a curated record. Gene Ontology annotation, cellular component: ESCRT I complex.